This is a messenger RNA of Orycteropus afer afer, 1716 nucleotides long. It is a transcript of the gene TTC22, whose product is annotated as tetratricopeptide repeat domain 22. Bases 1 to 1716 code for a protein of 571 amino acids. The transcript is spliced from 7 exons. The record is from RefSeq and is a predicted model, not a curated record. NCBI's taxonomy places the organism in Eukaryota, Metazoa, Chordata, Mammalia, Tubulidentata, Orycteropodidae. Gene Ontology annotation, molecular function: protein binding.
AUGACGGAACCGGAGGCCGCUGCUGAGGACCUGGACGCCCUCAUCGAUGAGUUGGAUUACCUCCCAGGCCACUUUCACCUGGAGAUGCAACUGAACUUCGAGCUGCGCUCGCCGGCCUCACUCCGCGCUAGGGACUUAAAGCUGCAGCGGGAGGGCCUGCGACAGGAGCUCGAGCUGGCGCCCGCCCCACAGCGCCCCGCCGUGCGCCAUCUCCUGGGCACCUUCGCUUUCUACCUAGAGGAACUGGACGAGGCCCGCGAGCGCUUCUUCGAGGUGGCCCGCGACGACCCGGGCAACCUCAAUGCCUGGGCCAAUUUGGCACAUGUAUACGGGAGGCUAGGGCAAGAAGAGGAGGAGGAGGAGUGCGCGGGUCGGUUGGCGGCUCUCAUGGGCCUUGCGGCCGGCCCGGACGCCACUGGAGACCCCCAGCUCCGCGCGGCGCGUUGUCUGGCGGAGCAGGGCUAUGCGCACGGCUUCGAUGUGGGCUGCGCCAGCCUGGAGGAGCGCGCGCGGGGGCUGGCGGCGGGGGUCGCGCUGUAUGACAAGGCACUGGGCUACGCGCAGCAGGUCCCAGUAGAGGAGAAAAGGGGCUGGUACUUGACCAUGGCAACACUCUUCAUCAGGCUAGAUGGCAUCUCCCUGGAGCUGAGCAGUGAGGAGCAAAAGCGGCUGCCUGCCUUCAACCGCACGCUGGCUCUGCUCCGGCAAGUACUCAAGUCUUCGGACCCCUACCACCAAGCUCUGGCCUGGUGCUACCUUGGGAUGCUGCUGGAGAGAAAGGACACCUUCUCCACCACGCCCAUGGGAGUCCACGACUGUGGGUACUCAGGGACUGAUCCCCUGGAUUGUUUCGGCAAGGCCAUUGAGAUUGCCAAGGACCACCCUCCCAUCCUGAAUCGCCUGGCCAAAAUCUUCCACUUCCUAGGAAAGCAGGAUAUGGCUAUUGGAACCUGCAACAUGGCACUGGAUGUCCUACGAGAUCCAGAGCUCAACUGGCAGGCAUACUGCACAAGGGCCAAGAUCCACAUCAAAGCCUACCUGCAUGACCUGGAGCGGGCCAAGGUGGGGCUCGGGGGCAUGCCUGACAGGAACCACCUGGCCUGCGCCAAGGCUGACCUUGAGGAAGUGGUCAAGGUGUGUCCAGGCCUCAAGACCUACCUGGACAUCGGCCAGGUGUACUACUACAUGGGCGUGGACGCAGUGCAGGAGUUGAUGGCUGUGGAUGAGGCUGCGCUGAACCAGGCCCUAGUCUUCCUGGCCAAGGCCAGCGAGUCAGAGUUGGGCGCGACUUUGCCAGAGCUGCAGCUGCUUCGAGGCAAGUGCCUACGCAUUAAGGGCGAGGAAGCCAACGCAGCGGCCUGCUUCAAACGCGCUGUGGAGCUGGACGACGCGGGCUCCAGUCACACCGACGGUUUCGGCUGUCUGCUUGAGGCGCUGCUGGCGCAGUGGAGCCAGGCGCAGCUGAGCGAUGGCGAGCUGGGCCGCGAGGUGGAUGCGUGGCUGCUCCGUGCUCAGCGCAAGUACCCAGCGGCGCGCCUUCGCCAGGAGCUGCAGCGCGUGUGGCGCGGCAACACCGACGAGGUGUUGGGGCUGGCCCGAGCAAUGGUGACUCAGGGCCGGCUGGCGCUGGUGCGGCUGCUCUUUGAGACCAUGGAGCUUGAAAGGGAGGGCGCAGGCGAGGGCGCUGCGCGGGGCCACCGGGCACUCUUAUUCUGA